AUGGAUAAGAGUUUUUCUGCAUUGCAUAAGAAGAUAGAAGAAGGUGAAUUGUUGGAUGAGGCAUGGCCCAAGGUUAAGUUGUCAAAGGCACGUGAUCAGCACGAGUAUGAUUUUCUGACCAGAAUAGGAAGACGAUUAGACAAGGCUAUUAAGGUAUUGCCAGGGUCUUUUGGAAAGGAGUUUGUUAAUAUUAGGGAGGAAAUUGAAACUCAUGCGGUAACUCUGAGACUAGCUGAUAAUAAAGAUUGGAGUGCAGCACUACAAAUUGUCAGUAGUAAUGAUAAAAUGAUGAAGAAGUAUAAAGAUCGUAUUCCUCUUGCUAAAGGAGACAUUCAUCUUCCUCAUCAGAUUCAGAAAGAGAAGAUCAUAAUAAGAGAUAUGGAAAAAGGAGUAAGAAGUCUUCCUUUCAAAGCAAAUCUGGUUUUGGCUCCACAAAUCAUCAGGGAGCACUUACCUGUUUCAACUGUGGGAGCUUGGAGCAUAUUGCCUCCAACUGCCCCUCUACUAGUUCAAGAUAAGAAACAAGAUAAUCAAAAGCUAGGUGCCAGUAGUAGAGAAGUUGCAAUUAACAGAGGUUUUGGAAUAUUGGCGACACAAGAUAGGACCAUCGCCAGUGGUUAUGGAUUG
Messenger RNA from Dentiscutata heterogama, 627 nucleotides. The record is from the annotation of a GenBank genome assembly. Lineage: Eukaryota; Fungi; Glomeromycota; Glomeromycetes; Diversisporales; Gigasporaceae.